Vanrija pseudolonga is the source of this 712-nucleotide messenger RNA. RefSeq lists its product as uncharacterized. The transcript has 2 exons. Gene Ontology annotation, biological process: (1->6)-beta-D-glucan biosynthetic process; cell wall biogenesis. Lineage: Eukaryota; Fungi; Basidiomycota; Tremellomycetes; Trichosporonales; Trichosporonaceae. The coding region runs from base 17 to 640 and encodes 207 amino acids. The record is from RefSeq and is a predicted model, not a curated record.
CCCACCCCCGCCCACUAUGCUCCUCUCAGCCCUCGCGACCACGCUCCUGGCCCUCGCCUCGCCCGCCUCGGCGGCAAUCUUCACCGCGCGCCCGGCGAACAGCACGAUCGGGCGCGGCGGCGAGGAGUUCACCCUCAAGUGGAUGGACGACGGCAAGGCGCCGUCCCUGGCCGACAUUGGGGUCGCGCGCAUCGACCUGUGCGUCGGCGGGCGCACGAACAACGCCGUCGUGCAGCAGAUCACGCCCGGCGUCGACCUCGGCAAGCAGCCCAACAUCACGUUUGUCGUCAACCCGUCUAUCGGCGAGAACGGCCAGUACUACCUCUUCAAGUACACCUCCGCGUCGAACAACGUCGUCGAGGGCAAGGCGUACGAGCAGUUCUCGGCCCGCUUCUUCAUGCAGAACAUGACGGGCUCGUUCUCGGGCGAGCAGAGCGCGCUGAUUGCUGCGGCUACCAGCGGCAGCGUGCAGCAGCAGCCCACGCAGGCGGUUGCGAACACUGUCGCCGUCUCCAAGUCGGCCGUCGCUGCCUCUGCCUCGGCGUCCGCCUCGGCGUCGAGCAAGCCCUCCGGCGCUGAGCAGCUCGCCGCGCCCGCCGUCCUCGCCGUCGCCGCCGGCGCGAUCGCCUACCUUGCGUAAUUGGGAGAGUAAAAGUAGCAAAAGUGCCGCGUAGUAGCUAGAACAUGGUCGUAAUGCAUUCGUUCUGCAGGG